Molecule: messenger RNA, 2477 nt
Organism: Trichoplusia ni (cabbage looper)
Lineage: Eukaryota; Metazoa; Arthropoda; Insecta; Lepidoptera; Noctuidae
Product: dynein regulatory complex subunit 2-like
Exons: 1
Coding region: 116-1540 (474 amino acids)
Biological process (GO): regulation of cilium movement; cilium-dependent cell motility; axonemal dynein complex assembly
Cellular component (GO): axoneme; axonemal dynein complex
Source: RefSeq, a predicted model, not a curated record
ACUGACAUUUUUAUUUGUAGUUUUGUCAAAAUAUUUUACACACGGCAAACAACGCACAUUCGUUUUGUCGUAUCUUAUUUGGAUAUUUAUUAAACAAAAAUAAAUAGUUGCGAAAAUGGUGUUGACAAAGGAAGAGAAGAAAGCCAAGAAGGAGGCGAAAAAAUUGGAAAAGUUACAACAAGAGAUAGAAUUUCGAAAACAGUUAAAACGUGAGGAGCUAGCGCGUGAGAUUGCUGCACAAGCCCUAAGACGAGAUGAACUUGAUAAGAGCUGGCGCGCGAUGAUGCUUAAAAUAAAAGAACCUGUUUUCAGACAAGACAUUGAGGUGAUGUGGCAUGUCUUCGAAAGGGUGUUUGACAAAAAAGAUUACUUAAUCAAACACACGAUGAGACUCAUGGACAUCGCUGAUGAUCAAUUUCAGCGAACUGUUGCAAGUUUCUGUGACACAAUUGACAGGAUGAUCAACAAGUUCUUAUUAGAUUUAGAGGACAUGUCGAAAGAAAAUGAUCGUAGAACAUACGAUCUAUUGAAACGAUCUGACGAUGAGACAACCCAUAUCAUGUCUGAUCAUACAGCAGCCGAAACUCAUUUACAGUUGCUACUGUAUCAUGCUUAUAACACAGCCGACACUUUAGCAUGGACCACGAGAGGUGAGAAUAUGGUGAAAGCAGAUGAGGAACGUAAUAAAUACGCAGAUGAACGUGAAAACUUACGUUCGAUCCUGGAAAACAAUUACAAUGCUAUGUGGGACGAGUAUAAAGCUGUUUUAAGAGCUUAUGUAGUAGGUACAGCAGAGAACCAAAAAGCAGUACGGAAACUACGUCGUAAAGAGAAUUUGAUGGCCGAUAUAAUUGCGUCUCAAGGUAAGAAAAUCGCUAACAGUGAUGGACUUCUUAGACGGUUACGUACAGAAUUGGCAGCUUAUGAAUCUGGAACAAAACAGGCUGCUUUCCGUGACCGUCGAAACAGACAUCGCGACGCCUGCUACAGACUUAAAAAUCAUAUGUAUAAUGGAGUUGCUACAGACGUAAAACAGCUAGCUAUCUUAGUAAAAGUGUCUGAUGAUGCCGUAGAAUGGUUAGAAGCUGCUUACAAAAAAGUAGACAGAAUUCUUCGCAUGGCCGGCCUUUGUCGAAAAUUUGAGACUCAAAGGGAAAAAGUUCUACCCUACGGUUCAUGCAUGCCUCAUUCUCCUAGCCAAGGUAAGAGUAAUGUUCGGAAACAGCAGUCUGACGACUCACUUGUAUUGAAUGCUAUUUCAACAACUAGCGGUUUGACUAGAUUGUGGCAUAGAAUAUCUAGGGCUGAGUUAGCGAAGAGAGCUUUAUUACGAGAAAAACAGUUGCUAGAAGAGGAAAAUGCGCUCAUCUUAAGAAAAGUCCAAGAAUUUAAUGAGAAAAAGAUUACUGUAGAUCCACAAAAAUGUAUAUGUGGUAAAUCCUUGGAACCAAAUCAUAGAGCUUCUACUGUGCACCCAGUUGCAAUAGAUGGUGUUACUGAAGUUAGCAAACUGAAUCUCCAAUCGCAAAUUCGCUAUUAAAAAAAAUUGUGGAGGGUGGGAAGUCAGGUAUUUUAAAAUUUAUUUAAUAAUAAAACUAUUUCACUAUUUAUAUUGUUUUGUUUCCGUGUUGAUACAUCACGAUGCUCAUUAUAACUCUUUCGUCGUAGGUAAAUUGUGACAUAACAUUUUGCAGUUUCACUGGGGUCUUUUGUGACGUUUGGGUGUAUUUCGUCGAUCACGGCGCGGAUCGCGCGAGCGUCGCACGCGCAUGUCGCAAUGAAACAAGACCCUUUCGAGGCGCAAACGAUGACACUUUGACAUUACCUACUUCUUAUUAUAUCAUGGCACAUGCUAAAUAGUUGAGAGGAAAUAAAGUAACUAGUUAAAAAGCAGAACUACUAGAAACAGAACUGAAAUAGGUUCUUUUAGAUUAGUUUGCAAUUAUAUCCGUUUUGAAGUAGAGAAUUAUGCAUAAUUAGGAUUUAGAAUUAGGGUUGUCCUUGAGGAACCAAAAUAAGGUACACGUUUCAGCUAUCAAAAGUUGAAAUCCGAAUCCUGUAACUAAGCCGCGACACAUUACCGCUACUUUCAAAUAUUUUUGGUAUUGUUUACUAUUUCGACCUUGCACUUCGUAUUUGCUCAUGAAAGGAGAACUACUCUUAUUGUCAUAUAAAAAUGAAUUUCGCACGUUAUUCAAAAACUGUUUCGUAACUUUAUUUAAAUAGGUUCAUUAAAAUAAAUGUAAUGUCGGUUUUCAUGAGUUUAAUGAAUGAAAAACCUUAUUGGUCGAUUCUUUCAUAAUUUGACUACAUUUUGAUAGCGUACUUCAACCGUCGCAUCGUGAUUGUCUCAAUUUGUAUGAAUAAAUUAAGUCCUGAGCCCUCAUCAAACCGCUAUUAUACGACGGUAUCGAGAUAAUGUGUAAGUCUUGAAACAAUAAAAUUAUCAUUGAUUCCUAUAACCUGAUCAUUGAUUC